Molecule: messenger RNA, 1494 nt
Organism: Xylaria bambusicola
Lineage: Eukaryota; Fungi; Ascomycota; Sordariomycetes; Xylariales; Xylariaceae
Product: isoprenoid synthase domain-containing protein
Exons: 11
Coding region: 1-1119 (372 amino acids)
Source: RefSeq, a predicted model, not a curated record
AUGCCAUCCGCCAGCGAAACUAAUGGGUCCAACGGUAACGGAGUGGUCAACGGCAACCAUGCGAUCAGUAACGGCGGGACUAAUGGAGAUGUCAAGAAAACCAACGGAGUCAACUCCAGAAUUCUUCAUAUCCCAGAUCUUUUUGAUGGCAUCCUAUCGGGUGACCCCGUUGAGAAUCCAUUAGAGCCUUCAAUAGGACCACUGUCGGAAGCAUGGACCAAAGCACUUACCAAAAUGGACCCCAAAACGGCCAAGAUAUUGACCAAGGCCAACUUCGCCUACCUCAUCAGCUUGUCUGCUCCCCAGGCAGACGCCGAAGCAUUUCGCAUGGCAGUUGAUUGGUGUAUCUGGGCUUUCGUGUUCGAUGAUCAGUAUGACGAAGGCGAGAUGAAAGAUAAGACUAUUGAGUCGGCCCAUGAGAUGAUCUACACAUUGAGUUUGAUGGACGACUCAUAUCCACCAGUCGACCCGAAGAAAUACCCGCUUCGCUAUAUGUUCCAGUCAACCUGGCAUCGAUUUCAGCAGAGGAAUCCCGCACCAGACCUUCAGCAGCGCUGGAAGGAGACUCACAGAAAGUGCCUAUACGCUAUACUCCAACAAGUGUGGCUAGCUCAAUCUAAUACCGGGCUCGACGUUGCUAUUCCCGACUACAUGGCAACUCGACGGCAGUCAAUCGGCUCGUAUUGCUUAUUCGUGGUAGUCGAAUGGGCACACGGCAUCAAGUUGACACAAGAUAUUAUGGAUCAUCCUUCGAUUGCCACCUGCGAGCGCGCCGCCGCAGACCUCACUUGGCUGGUGAAUGAUGUUUUGUCCUACAAGAAAGACUUGGGCUUUGGUGUAGAGCAUAACCUGAUCUGCCUACUGAAGCGACAAGGCCUCUCCGAACAGCAGGCAAUGGAUAGGACUGGCGAGAUUAUGAACCAGUGCCAGAAAGAUUGGGACGACGCAGUAGCGAACCUACCUUCGUGGGGCGAAGAGACUGAUAAAGAGGUACAGAGAUAUCUCGGCGCAUGCCGGGAUGUUGCAAGAGCUAAUCUCUGGUGGAGUUUCAAGAGCGGUCGGUAUUUGAAUGCGGAAGAGGCGAUUCAAGCGCGUACAGCUAGGAUUUUGACUUUGUAGGAUUUGUAGUGGUUUUUUUGGUUUUUGGUUUUUGCCUAAGGUAUCGUAUAACAACGCUAUGACAGUUUCCAAAUGUUCUAUUAAACAUAUGAGUUUGUUUAUCUUCUAUCAAAUCUCCUCCGGGAAAGUCUAUAUGUUCAUCGUGAUUCCGAAAACUCAUCCGCCCCCUGGGCCCCCUGGCCCUAUAGCCGCGACUUUCUCCGUAAUCGACUGCCUUAGAGCACGAAUCACCCACUCGUACGCAGGAUGAUUGACCUUUACCCCCUUUUCCAGUAGCGUGAUCAGAGAACCCAGGCGAGUGAUUCUGAUACCGAUAAGUGAUCGAAUCACAUUGAUCUCUUCCUCGUCGUCAAGGCGCCAUGCGCCAGCUUUUAC